Molecule: messenger RNA, 5623 nt
Organism: Siniperca chuatsi (mandarin fish)
Lineage: Eukaryota; Metazoa; Chordata; Actinopteri; Centrarchiformes; Sinipercidae
Product: serine/threonine-protein kinase pim-2-like
Exons: 10
Coding region: 49-1647 (532 amino acids)
Biological process (GO): protein autophosphorylation; regulation of mitotic cell cycle; negative regulation of apoptotic process
Cellular component (GO): cytoplasm
Molecular function (GO): protein serine/threonine kinase activity; ATP binding
Source: RefSeq, a predicted model, not a curated record
CAAAAGACAAGACACUUCCGAGAGAAGUAAGUUUUUGUCAUUUCAACGAUGAACCACUACUGUUUGAGAGUCAUGGAUUCCAAAUCGUGGCCAACUUUAAGCACUGUUCAGUGCCGGGCCUCCAGUAGACACCUGGGACGCCCCACUGACCCCAUGAUUUACGCAGUGGAAGAAUGCAGAUCAGAAGGAAGCAAGAAGACCUUCAAGAAAAACUCUGAGGAGAGUCUUGAAAGAGCCAGCAAGAGGAGCAGGACGAGUCAUAGUCCCUCCGAGGGCUGCAGUCAGAUAUUCAGUUGGCCUUCAUCAAGUGACGACGCUGCCAGUUCUUCCUCAGCGUACACUUCCCCAAUUGACAGCACAGCUGAUUGUCACACUGGCUCAGGAGAAACCCCAAGCAUCUCUGGAUCCAGCAAUGGAGCUGUGUUGGGUACUGGGAAGAUAAAGACCAGCAUCCACAGGAAGUCCACUUCUGAUGAGAGUGAAGAGGGGCCAAGGAAGAGAAAAGAGAACCCCAGUUCUGCUGAGGACUGCACUCAGACCUUCAGUUCCUCUUUCUCCACUGAGAGCAAAAAGAGGAAGUCUGAGAAGACAGAGGGACCCAGGAAGAGGAGUAGAAAGACCCCCAGACACCAGGCCACCACUGAGGCCUCCUCCAGUGACAAACCUGGCACCUCCUCAUCAGCAAACAAUGCCCCACCUGACAGCAGAGCUGCCUUUGAGGCCAAGUAUGAGGAGGAGGAACUGCUGGGUGAAGGAGGCUUCGGGUCAGUCUUCGCUGGCCACCGCAAAGACGACAAUCUGCCUGUGGCCAUAAAACAUAUCCCCCAGUUUGACAUUACACGCACAUCAGUGUUUCUGGAUGGGAAAAUUAGCAUGAUCCCUCUGGAGGUGGCACUGCUGCUGAAAGUCAAACCAGCAGCAGCAGGGAGCAGUGCAGCCAUAACCCUGCUGGACUGGUAUGAUCUGGACUAUGAGCUGAUUCUCAUCCUAGAGAGACCAGUCCCCUGCUUGGACCUGAUAGAGUAUAUGAACUAUAGAGGGUCCACCUUGCAGGAGCACGAGGCUAAAACCAUAGCAAAACAGCUGGUUGAUGCUCUCAUAGAGGUCCACUCCAGGGGUGUAUUCCAUGGGGACAUCAAGCUGGACAACAUUCUCAUUGAAACCGAUUCUGAUGUCCCACGUAUCAGGCUUAUUGACUUUGGCUGUGGCACAUUUCUGUCAGAGGGGAUAUACACUACAAAACAAGCAACCUAUAUGUACACCACCCCUGAGUGGUUCCUGGAUGGGUGGUACAGGGCCGAACCAACUACGGUAUGGCAACUCGGUGUAGUGCUGUUUGCAAUACUGCAUGGAUAUCUCCCCUUCAGCAACAGCACUGAGAUCGUCUAUGGAAACCCUGACAUUAGUAACAGGCUUUCCUUCGUUAACGUGAAUUACGGAUGCACCUUGCUAACCAAGCUAGCUAGCUCCACCCUCUCAUCCAAAUAUGGCCACUUCUGGCUCCAACAAACCAAGAUGGCGACAGCCAAAAUGCCAAACACAAGGCUUCAAAAAGACUGCCAGGGUUUUCUCUUGAGCUGUCUGAUUAAGGGCCCAGAGGCCCGACCCACCCUGGAGACACUUAAGCAACUCCCCUGGCUGAUAUGAUACAGACUGGAACACUCAGGACCACAGAUGGACCUUCAGCUCCCCUUCGUCCAGGAUCAGAUCAAUGCUCUUGUAUUUCCCAUGUGUGGCUCCCAUUGCAUCCUCUUUGAAGCAGUAAGAAGUGAGACUGAGGCCAGUGGCCACAAUGUCUAUGUUGAAGCCGGCAGCUAAUCUAGAUGAGUUGCUGCCUUCAACAUGGACUCAGCCACUGUCAUUGUGUCAGUCUUCAUCUUUGACACAGCUACUGCUUCAAACACCCAGCUGUCCGUACAGAGGGGAUCUCUCUUUGAAUUGCCUCUCCCGAGGUUUCUCCUCACCUUCUUAGAGAGCUUGGGCUGGGUUGGAAGCUUAAUGAAAGGGGCCUGAGCUAUUCUACAUAUAGGGCUAAUCAAUAAAUCAAUCAAAUAUAUAAUAAUCUCCCUCCAUAAAAACUUGACACAAUAAUAAUUUAUUUGUACUAUUACAUCUUAAUGUUUUAAGGAGGGGCUGCUGUAUUGGAUUGCAUUAGAUUCUACAGGUGUUCAUCAUAUGGUAUCUGUAAGUAGCAGUUAGGCUCAGCAGGACACUAGCUAGCUCCCACAUUCAGUGUUGGUUGUGCAGUGAUGUAGUGGCCACAUUUGGAACUACAGGUCAUGUGAUACAGAAAGACUAUUUGCCAGUCACUUGUCUUUACCAAAGUAAGUGCUGGAAAAAGAUUAAGAAGCUCUAAGCAACAGCCACAAAUAAUGAUAAAAAACGUGUUAAUCAGAGUUGCUAAAAUGACAAAGGAGGACUGACUUUCAGUACAGUGUACCAUAGGGAAGAGUUCAGCAUGUAGUGGCCCGAAGUCAUUUGGUGUUGCAAUGAAUUCUGAAACUUUGCCUUACUGGGAUACAUCAAAACUUUUAGCACAUUAAAAUGACAAGAAUGUACCAUCAAAUAAUCAUUGUAAUGUAAAUAGCAAAUUAAGGCUGUUUAAUAAAUUUAUCAGAUGAGUAACACAGCUUAAAAAUUCAAGUUUCAAGGGUUUAUUUGUCACAUGCUCAUACAAUAUGUGUGGCGAAAUGCACAGUGGCAUACUCUUGAGACUGUGCCUUAAAGUCUAGUUACUGUAAUGUAGUAAUAAUAAUAAUAAUAAGAAGAAGAGUAAAAAUGAGAAUUAAAAAAAUAAAUGUAAAGGAUAAAAAUUCCAAGAUAAAAAGCACAUCAUAGUUGUAAGGAAAAGAAUACAAUCAUAUUUUGUACACUCAAGUGUAAAUAUGCAAGUGCACAGGGCAGUGCAAAGGAUUCAUAGAGAACAAUGUGUUAAACAAGGCCGAGGAUAUACAGUCAGAGGUCAUCCUAAAUUCCUCACUGUCCUUUCAUCAGAAGAGACAUGUCUCACAGAUAAUGACAAGAUCAUUUUCUAACAGCAACAAUUUUGUUAACACUAGAACCACCAACAGGUAAAAUUAACCCAUGGCUGUUUUUUGAUUGUAUGUAACUAUGUUUCAAUACAAUAUUCAAGUCCCCCAGUCUUUAACUUGUCCUAAAAGUGUGUCAUGUAACACGCCCUAUUGUUAAAAAAAAAAAGUUAAGAUAAAGCCAGAUAAUUUUUUUAAAAAUGGGCAUUUUCAUUGGGUAAAAAUUUAUUUUGAAUUUUGGAAUUGAUAUGAAUUAUUUCUUUUCAGUAAAGUUCUUUUUUUGUCAGUUCUUCACAUGUAGCUGGCAUUACAUUUUUUUCCUGGAACUCCUAUCAGAGCAACACCUCCUUAAGCUCAAACCUGCAAGUUUGCAGCUUCUUCACAAUUAGCUGGAUCAUGACCAGUGUUCAUGUCAUCAACAAAGUAACCUUUGAAAAUGAGAACUAUGGUGAAAUGAAUAAAAAAAUAAAUCAGUAGUAAAUACUUUAGUAGAAUUUUGAGUUCAAGACUUCUUGAGUUGUAUUCAGGCCUGAAUUGAUUAACUGUUAACCAAUAUAUUAAAAUAAUUUAGCUCCAAAUUUUUAUCUUCUUUAAGUUUGUAUUCAACAUAAUACCUUAUUAUGUCAAUGAAAUGUACUGAAACAAAUGUAUAUGAGACACGAAAAGGCAAUUCAUUUAUGUAUUUCUUUUAGCCGGUGGAUUUUUGAUGUUUGCUAAAGGAAUAUUACUAUGUUACCUUUGUUUUAGCUGCUCAUACAGUAUCAAGCUAAACCCAGACACUGUUGUAGUGAACAAUUUAAAAUAUUUUUACUAACUGCAGGUGCCAAAAUUAACAAUGAUCAUGACUCACUUUUCAAGUUGAACCUGAAACAUUAAGUCAUGUUCAGAUAUAAAAUUAUUCUUAUUAUGGACAUUAAUAGAAAAAUGUGAUAUAAUUCUGACAAAUCAUCAAGGUCUAUUGAUGUAAUUAUCACAAUUUCAUUUAUACAAUGAAAUCAGCAAACUAUAAAAAACACAAAACAAUACAAAUUAGUUUGAUAUAUUCAACUACGUGUUUCUAAAUGUUAACAUUAAUGCAGUGAUUCUCAAACAUUUUCUUUUGGGACCCCUUUUGUGGAAAAUGAUAGUUGGGGGUAGGCUAGUCACAAUAACUACUUUUGUUGGACGAUAUAUUGCCCCACAAAUAAUUGCAACAUAUGAAAUUAUUGUCAUUUUAAGACUAUUUUCUGCCACUGAUAUAAUGAUAAGCAUAAUAAUGCAAGUACACCCUUUAAAUUAACUUAAAAUUCUUAAGAAUAUUCAGACAUUGGAAAAAAAAAAAUUAAAACAUCCUAAAUAAAAACAAAUAAAAAUCAAACAACUAAAACAAUAUAUAAAAUUGACUCUUGGACUCUGUUAACAAAAAUUGCACUUUGUACAAAUACAUAUUACACAACUAAAUACACAUUUGGCACAGGGGUAGGCUAUAGAGUCAUUCAUUCCUUAACAGGCAAUAUAGUAAUGGCAGGGAAAACCAUGCUGUUUAUUCUGGCAUCAUGUUGGCCACAAUGUUGGUGACAUUUUUAUUUAUAAAAAAAAAAAAAAAAAAACACAUCACAAUGGGCAAUAUCGAGGUCAGCAAAAAUGGUUGAGGUCAUGUCAAUAUACAAUAAAUUGACAUUAUGACAGGUGAUAAUUACAUAUUGUAUAUAUCGUACGUCGAUAACGUAAUUGUGACAGGCUUAGUUGGGGGAUACAGGUAGACCUGUGGCUGCCUAACUAAACCCUGAUAUGGAAGAGCAGAAUCGUGACUCUGACAAAAUCAUAAUUGUAUUGGUAAAAAUUAAACAUGACCAUUAAAAAUCUACACUUAAGGUAUAUUGAUUUUUGUCUACCAACUGCAAAAACUCUACUACUAUACAGUAGAACAGAAGCACAUUGCAUUCACAAGAAAAUAAAUUAGAGAACUUCUCAUAAUCAUGAGCUCCCUAUUUCAUAAUUAUGACAGAAUACCUCUUAUAAUAACUCAUAAUUUAAGUUGUGAUAAUGCAUAUUGUCAACAAGGCAAAAGUAGAACUAUAUAUACUUUAUUGCCUCUUAGGUAUUGAGGAAUAGUCUUUACAAAAGAGUCCAUAAAAAUAAAACACCACCUAGUGUAGCGUUUCUCAACGGAGGCGCGUACUAUAAAAUCAUAAUAAAUAUAACUAAACAAUUUUCUAACACAAUAUUCUAAAACCAGAUACCUGACAAGCUGAGUCACAACAACACCAUCAGUCGGCCUGAUUCCAGCUGAGACUGGGGAGUUUACACCUCUUACCAUCUUUACACUUUUCUCUGCAGCGUUCUAAAACGGUUUCGUCUAGUUUAACUUUAAAGUCUUCAUUAAAGAAGUAGUGUGUAGGAUUUGGUGGCAUCUAGCGGUGAAAUUGCAGAUUGCAACCAUUUGAAUACUGCUUGCUUCACCUUCCCCUUCCAAGCGUGUAGGCGAAACUACGGUGGCUGCGAAACUCGCGAAAAACGUGAAAGUCUGCUAAAUAAAUUCUGCCCUAUUUAAAAGUGGGAUAUUCGAUUCUAAUCCAAUACACGUCUUUUUGUCAAAUUCAGUGACUAUCUCC